Molecule: messenger RNA, 471 nt
Organism: Fusarium graminearum PH-1
Lineage: Eukaryota; Fungi; Ascomycota; Sordariomycetes; Hypocreales; Nectriaceae
Exons: 1
Coding region: 1-471 (156 amino acids)
Source: RefSeq, a predicted model, not a curated record
AUGGACUUCGAUUCUUGGGCUCACUCUUUCUGCCUUGCCUGCGACAAGCAAGUGCAAUCAUCUUCUGACGCCUACUGCUCCGAGUCUUGCAGACUGGCCGACUUCGAGAAGACAUCAACAACCAGCUCUCAAGCCAGCUCGCCCGGCCUCACUUCUCCUUCCUGCCAAUGGUCCUCAUCAUCGAAAUCCUCUAGCUCGGGCUUCUACCUCUCCCCCGCCUACGAUUUCUCCAACGCAAAGCCAUACGGAUCAAGGCACAUGAGCCAACCCACCUUCAAGCCCUACGGCGCUGAGUCGACUGCCAACAACCGAUCUCUCACUCCCUCCAGCUCCCACAGCAGCCUGUGCUCCAUGCAGAGCACCUCAACAACAGGAGAGCAAAGUCAACUGUCCGACAAGGCGAGGAAGGAACUCCGAGCGUACGCUGUGUCCUUUGACAGCGUGAGGACUCAGCGACGACGAUCCUACUAA